AUGUCGUUGCCAGUGAGAGGAGCAAGAGGAUUUGGAGCCGAAGGGGAGCAGACGAUGAUCCAUGUGCUGGCGGUGGGCGAUAGCUCGAUCGACCGGGAGGUCAUCGCGGCACUUCUCCGAAGUUCCAAGUACCAUGAGACUACAUUGAACAACGGGACGAAAGUGCUGGAGCUAUUGGGAAUGGAACCAAACGUGAACAUGAUCAUUACUGAUAAUUGGAUGCCAAAAAUGACAGGAUAUGGGUUGCUCAAGAGAAUUAAGGAAUCCUCCAAGAUGAGGGGAAUCCCUGUGAUCAUAAUGUCAUCUGAAAAUAUGUUUGGAAGAAGAAGUAGAAGAUUUCUUGUUGAAGCAUGUGAGGCCAUCUGA
Zingiber officinale is the source of this 366-nucleotide messenger RNA. RefSeq names its product two-component response regulator ORR6-like. Gene Ontology annotation, biological process: cytokinin-activated signaling pathway; phosphorelay signal transduction system. Bases 1 to 366 code for a protein of 121 amino acids. The transcript is spliced from 6 exons. The record is from RefSeq and is a predicted model, not a curated record. NCBI's taxonomy places the organism in Eukaryota, Viridiplantae, Streptophyta, Magnoliopsida, Zingiberales, Zingiberaceae.